CAAAAUAAAUAAACUAAAUAAAUAAAUGGGUCAUUAUCUGACUUCCUUUCUACUUUUGUUAAUUGUGUUCCCAAGUGAACCAAUGAACCUUUAUUACUUACCUUUUAUUUUCACACUUUAUCUUGUGCCUAUAGAUAGGAUGGGAUUAUACCGAAGAAUGAGAAAAGGGGCCACCUUCAUGUAUUCAUUUAUUUACUCAUGCAUGCAUUCAUUCAUCCUGCAGAUAUUUUUUGAGCACCUACUCUAUGCCAAGUACUUUGCCUUCAAGGAGCAUACAGUGCAACAAGUGAUAAAGUAAACCAGCAAUUGGUCUAGGAGCCCUGCAUAGAGUCCCCUAUUCAGCCUUGAGAAUUAGAGAAGGUCUGCAUAUGAGUUGGUCUAGUGAAGGGGGAAGGAGGUAGGGAAGAGUACCCAAGCAGAGAGCAUUGCCUACGUAAGGGCCAGAGAAGAUGUCGAGGAUUUUUUAGGGGACUGCAAUGAUUUUAGUAUUGCAGGAGUAUGGUGUGCAGGGGUGGGUUUUAUAUUGUCCAGAAUUUGAUAGUACAGUGUUGUUUAAACACACACACACACACACACACACACACACACACACGAAUAUCCUCCCUAGAUAGGGAAUAUAGUCUUGAGCCAUCAUAGGCCCCACCCCUUUCCAUUGUUCUACUCUAUCCUGAUUUAUUUUAUUACCUGCCUGAUCCAUGUAGGCAUUUCACUUUGGGAUCUUCUACCUCUGAAACUAGACAAAGAUCAAGUUCAGACUAUCUCAGUUGCCAUUUCUGAUAUGACAGAAAAGGAGACUAGCAUUUUGAUGGAACUUUGAAGACCAACCCAAUGAAAGAUCUUACCAUAAGAUAGGACCAGGACAAUGACUCACAUCCAUUAAAAGAAAGGGUCCCCUCCCCAGCAAAGAAAAUGGAGUAUGAAAACAAAUGUUUAUUGAGAUCCUACCAUGUGCCACGUACUAUGCUAAAUUCUUUUAUAUCAGGCCUUUCUAUGAUAGAUGAUAGUAACUUAAAGGAUCACAGGUGCAUGUAUGAAAUUAAUCUUAUAACUUACAAAGUGAUCUUACACAUCACCAAAUAUCUUAUAUAUGAGACUGUCACUUUCAUGUUUAAUGCAAUCAAAUAUUCAACACUAUUGAGGGACAGUUAUGUGUUAGGUACUAGACCACUAUGGGGAUAGAGUACAGACAGGGUUUAUGUAUUAGGUACUGGACCACAGCGGGGAUACAAAACAGCGUCACUAAUUGUCUUCUUCACUGCUGAGGGCAUCCUCACAGCAUGGACAAUUGUCUCCAUGUGGUCCUUUGAACAGAUUUGGGUCACCCUGGAAUUAAUGGAAUUUUUGAAAGAAUAAGUCAGAGUUUGUGACCUUGAUGAACUUUAACAAAUUUGUGUAUAUAAGAUUGAUUUGGAUCAAGCCAGCUCUUCUCCUUGGAAUGAAAAUCCCAGCCAUUAGGUAAGUAAAUCAAUAGCAAAUGCCUCUGCUGGUGAAUCAAGGAUGACGUUAUCUUCCUAGGGCUUUCAUAUGGAUGGUUUAGGGUUUUGAAUACCUUGUGAAACUGACUUGAAAAAUAAUUUCUUGGUCCUCACAAUAGAAAUUGGGCCAAAGCUGGUUUACAUGUUCAUGCUUGCAUUUGGUAUGAGUCAUGAGAAAUGAGGAUAUUUAUUUCCCAAAAAAGGAGGAGAAUCUGAGUUAACUUUGAAUCCGUUUCUGUGGCCCAACAAAGUGCCUUAGGCAGACUGUUGCUCAAUAAAUAUUUGCUAAUCCAAAAGUCACGUAGCCAGAGAUUUAUAUCUACAAAGAAAGGUCCUCUUUGCCAACCUGUCCGAGAUCCUGCACUGUGGGACUGCCCUAUAUAUUGGAGCCUUUGCCCACGAGGAAGUAUCUUAGGGAGUCAGGCACUGGUUGUGUUUCCAGAACCCCUAUUUGCCAGGAAUGGCACCCAGGUAAAACUAGAAUGUAGUAAUCCACCCUGAGCACAGACUGCUUCCUUCUCCCUGGCCCCAGUGAUGCAUCUGGGAGGUAUCACUGACCCUAGCGAGAGAAGAAUUACAGUUUCAACAUUUUGAACAGUGGCAGUGCUAGAGCCACAGAGGGAGGGCAGCCACAGCCACAGACAGAGGGAGGCAAAGCAAGUUUGUGCAUCUGAUGACAUACCUCUGGGGGAAACUUAGAACUCUAGGAGAGGCCCCACCAGAGCAAUUGGAAUCCUGAGUUAAUGAUUACAGUGAAGCAGAGUAAGGCCCCAAACAAGAGGACUCUGGUGAAACCGAAAAUGAGGUGGAGAGAGAAUUCGGCACCGUAGGAAAUUCAGUGAGAGAGAGGCUCAGGUUCUGUUGGUGAAACACUGAGUUUGGACUGACCGGCCAGUGGUAAGCCAAGAGAAGAAGGUUCUGAAAUAUUCUGGAGCACUUGAUAUCAUGCGAAGGGAAUUUUGAAUUACAAAUAGAAGAAAAUGGGAGAACAAGGCAGUUUUGAGGAGGGGUAGGUUUACGAUAUUUACAUGGACUAUUUCGAUUUGCUACAGUGUUUCACAGAAGGGAUCUAUAGAAGCUGGCACCACCGCUGGGACUUAUGAGGUGGGUGGAGCAGGGAGCUUGGCGUGGCCCAGAUGUGGCUUCCAGACCUGGCAGAGAGCGGAGGUAUGCAAAUGUGGUGGUUGCGGACAUCGGGCAGCGGAGUAGCCCAGGUGCCCAACAGUUGCUGAGCGCUCCCAGGUGGGUCUGGAAAGACAUUUGCUCAGAAGUGAACUGGGCUCCCAGAAGCGCUCUAAUUUCUUCAGAUCAUCUGAUAGCAGUCUCUGAUGUUUACCAGCUUCAGGGAGAUCAGGCCAUUGUGAUUUUUUUUUUUUUUUUUCUGUAAUAAAACUAGCCCCAGCCAGCCAGACUGGGAACUUACUGCCUGAGCUGUUUUCCAACAUGGUUUUGCUGGCAAAACUAGACAAGAGUGUUUCCUCGACUCUCAAGGGGCCUGUUUACACUGACUUUAUUUUUUACUGCCAGUUUUCAAGUGGGAAGAGGGAGAUUAUAUUUAAAGGUCAGCAGAUGACAAGCGAAUGCUCCCAAUUUGGAUAUGAGAGCUGAAGGGAAGAAUUGGGAAGGGAAGUCUCUGGUCCAUGUACACAUUCCCAAGGAAAUUUAGCACUGAGACUGACAUUCCUGGGAAACCAAUUUGCAACUGUUGUCCUCCACUGAGGGACAAACCACAACAUUGCUGCUCUACUAAGGAUUGACCGAGAAACCAUGAAAUCCCCGUCUGCAGGAGACUUGGAAGACUACCUACUGAAUAAGAUCUUGCCCAGCAAGUCCUAACCUUAGCACCUCUGGUGUUACCUUUGGAAGGCCGAGGCGUGGAGAACAUCUUACAACGAAGCCCACUGGUAUCCCACAGCCUCGGGAACCCCCCACAGCUGAGUCUUGGGACCUCCUGGAAAUCUUCACAUACAUGCCUGAACAGCCUCCAUUUCUUAGAGAUGUGAUCUCCAAAGUCUGUCACCCCGAAGUCCCCUACGUUCCCUUCUCCACCUUACAGCACAUUGCCUUGUCUCCUAUGCUGUAAAGAAAAUAGUCAUCAGACAGGAAAUCUCUCCCAUUCCUUCACUCCCUACCCUUUUAUCUGUGUUUGCACCUGUCUUUCUUUCCCUCUGAUGAACCAAGGUGAAGUGCUCACCAGGUUUCUGGAUUUGCAAGCCCCUCUGGCUGGGAAAUUUUUACUCCACGGCUUCGCUCUCUGCUGCCUCUUCCUUCCAGCUCCUUUCUCUCUGCAUUUAGACAUGUUCAAACCUGUGUGUCAUUUUGAAAAAACCUGUUGGUGUCCCUGUUUUGUUUUACCCCUCCCCUGGCCAGACUUCCUGGAAGAGUUGCUUACCUUGUUACUUGCUUGCCUCGCACUUAGUCUUAACCCACUUCAAUCUGGCUUAAUGCCCACCCCUUCCCCGAACACAUUGAUCCUGUUCCAGUUGCCAAACAUGGUGAACAUUUUUCAGGCCCUAUCUUGCUCGGCCCCUUACUGUUGACUUUGUUCUUGAAAUUCUUCUUCCUUUAUUCUCAAGACCUCUUGCUGCUUAUUCUCCCAUUUCGCCAUCCUCCUCCAAGGCAAUCCCUUCUCCAACAAUACAGGAGCCAUUGUAGUUCUUCCCUUGUGCUCCUCAUACUAGAUAUCUGCCAUUUUCUCUUUCUAGAACAACCUUCACACCCUUCUGUUUCCAGCUAACUCCUACUCAUCUUUCAAGAUACAACACCACUACACCAUGCCUCCAGAAAGGGCCCCCAGCCUCCAAUACUAGAUGAAAUUUCCCUUUUCUGCGUACCCAUAGUAUCCUGUGCAAACCUCUACCCAGCACUGGAUUGCUGUGACUUUAAUUUCCAGUUUAUUUGUCUUGCUUUGUCUGUAAACCUCUUGACACGUACGCACAGUGUUCAACAAAAUGGGUUGAAUGGAGUUGAAUCACAACACAAAGAAUUUCUACACUGCUGAGGACCCUUCACCAUGGGCUGCUAAACACGCUCUCCUUUAUGUUUGGCAUGGCAAAUGAUCUAUCCGCUCCGUGACCACCUUUCCUCUUCCACCUGGACACUCUGGAAGAUGCAGAAUCUUGAUAGUUUGCAGAUGUUCAAGGUGGACUUGAGGCGCCAGCAGAUCUCGCAGAUUGUGGAGGAGGUACAGAGGGUCGUCCACCAUCUGACCACAGAGAUCAGCCUCCAAGACCUCCGAUUUCAGGCCGUCCCUUACUCUGACACAUACAAUGGGAACAUUAAGGUUUUGGCCCCCAGCCAGUUCCUCGUCACAGUCCCGGUGAAGGGCCUGGUGGGGUACAGGGAGGCCAGGGAGCAGCGCUGGCGAUACUACACCCUGCGGGGCACCAGGCUCCCCUGUCCCUUGCAAGACCCAGAGGGCCUGCGGCAGUGGCUGGAGGCGGAGCAGUUCAUGAAGAGCCAGUGGCAGUGGCAUGAGGCAGACGUGAACAUUGAGGGAGAUAUUGUGCCCGCCAAGGUGCUUCAGGUAUUCCGGAAGCUGGUAGAAAACGCAAUUGGAACCUGUCAUCUCUCAGGUAAGGUCAGCAUGCUGACGCAGCUCUCCGCAGUUUGGGUUGCCGUGGAAACCUCCACAUGUCAGGUGGAGCUAGAGCUGGUCCCCACGGUGGAGAUCCCUACCGUCUGGCCCGAGAAAGCUCGCUGGCCUCCCUGUCUGAAGCGCUGGCCUUCCCGACAACGAGUGGAGUGUAUCAAGUCGUUUGGGUUUGCCUUGUUGGCCUGUUCAAAUUAUCACUGGCAGCAGAGUUUCCUGCAGGCUGAGCAGGUGCUGCUAAACCAGCUGGAUGAGGACGGGGGCUGCCGCAGGAAGUGCUUCCAGGCCCUGAGGCAGAUGAAGGAGGAUGUCUGGUGUCCGGGAAGGAGGCCUGUCGUCACGUCCCACCAUCUGCAGAACACCAUCGUCGGGGGAGGAGAGAAAAGUUUUGGCUCACCUGAAAGAAGAAAAGUCACAUUAACGCCGAUACCAGAAGGAGGUCUCCCGCCAGAAUGGUCGGUUUUCUUGUCAAGGUCUGCCUUUGGCCUUGACCAGUUGUGGAGUGGUGUGCGACGUCCCAGGUCUAGCAGAGCAAGAUUUUGCCCCUGGAUGUCGGCAUCAUCUUUUGGGAAGAACCAAGGGGUUCCGAAGCCUUAGAUGUCCAGACAUCUUGCAAGGUGAAGACAAGCCUUGGUCUUCUUCCUGCAGUCGGGCAGUGUGUGAAGCAACCUCACUGCAGAGCAAUACAGAAUGAGAUGAAAUUCACAUUAUAUUACUUAAAAUGUCAUAGCA
This is a messenger RNA of Felis catus (domestic cat), 5799 nucleotides long. RefSeq names its product mab-21 like 3 (gene MAB21L3). The record is from RefSeq and is a predicted model, not a curated record. Lineage: Eukaryota; Metazoa; Chordata; Mammalia; Carnivora; Felidae. The transcript is spliced from 9 exons. Bases 4531 to 5664 code for a protein of 377 amino acids.